Molecule: messenger RNA, 4384 nt
Organism: Colletotrichum destructivum
Lineage: Eukaryota; Fungi; Ascomycota; Sordariomycetes; Glomerellales; Glomerellaceae
Product: Putative target SNARE coiled-coil domain, syntaxin/epimorphin
Exons: 3
Coding region: 511-1569 (352 amino acids)
Biological process (GO): intracellular protein transport; vesicle fusion; vesicle-mediated transport
Cellular component (GO): membrane; endomembrane system; SNARE complex
Molecular function (GO): SNAP receptor activity; SNARE binding
Source: RefSeq, a predicted model, not a curated record
AACGUGUUGUUAAUGCAUUCUUUGUGGGCGCAUGCACUUGUGGCUUUCCACCAAUUCUACCUUGACUCGAGGAAUCCAGUUAUCCGACUUGCUUGCCUCUGUCGUUGUGGGCUUGGCUACCUCACAGACCAACCACAUACAAAAGACUACGCUGCUUGCCGCUCCCUUACUACCUUACCUGCUUAUCCCAGGAAACUGCCUAACUACCUACUGUGGUACUGUAGCUUCUAUGGGGGCCUAGAGCUAAAGCUCGCCUCUUUCUGGACAGCUAAUUCAGCCCGCCCUUGACACAAACUUACCUAUCUGGCAUCUGACGUACCUUUUUUUGACGAACAUCCCGACCUCGCUCUACAUCCCCACGUUGCUGCUUCUCUGCUGUCCCACGCCAAUUGUGUCCUGCUCUGCACUAUCCACCUUUCGUUCAUGACGACGACCCUGAGCAGCCCGCGCAGCGAGCGACAAAGGAACCCAGGCUGAGGAGCGCCAUCGCGGCCGGCUCUGGCGUCCGCCAUGUGGCGAGAUCGCACGAACCUUUAUAUUUCCUAUCGGCAGUCAUACGCGCACCAUCCGACGAAACGGACGAAGUAUAGUGGUGCCGCCGGUGGGAAUAGCUUCGGUGAUGCCUUUCCAGGAAACAGCAGUUAUGCCAGUGGCAAUGAUGACACGCGUGGCCUCCUCUCAGCCGGCGCCUUCGAGGACGAUGGAGACGCCGUCAUAGAAAUGGACCUCCUCCCCCCGCGCUGGGCGGACGUAUCCGACGAGAUCACCGACUUGCUCGCCGACAUAGCCACCAAGAGCCAGGCGCUCGAGCGCUUGCACCAAAAGCAUGUGCUGCCUGGUUUUAACGAUGAGGACGCAAAAAAGGCAGAGGAGCGCGAGAUCGAGACCCUCACCCAACAGAUCACAAAGGGCUUUCACGACUGCCAUCGCUGCAUCCAACGAGUCGAGCAGAUGGUUAGGGAGUCCAAGCAUGCGGGAACGAUAACCGGUGCGGAGGAGACCAUGGCCAAGAACAUACAGAUAUCACUAGCCUCAAGGGUACAAGACUCAAGCGCGCUCUUUAGGAAGAAGCAGAGCGCAUAUUUGAAAAAAUUGCGCGGGAUGAGCGGUCUCAAUAGCGGUGUAGGCGUACCAGGCGAUCGGGGAUCGACACCGCAACCUUCGAGCUCGUAUAUGGACCCGUCGAUGCUCGAGUCUGACGCCGACAGGUCCUUCUCGCAGUCCACGCUCCAGGCAACGCAGCAAAAGCUCCUGCAAUCCAACGACGCGGCCAUUAUCCAACGUGAGAGGGAGAUCGAGGACAUUGCGCAGGGCAUUAUUGAGCUUGCCGACAUAUUCCGUGACUUGCAAAAUAUGGUCAUUGAUCAGGGUACCAUGCUGGACCGGAUAGACUACAACGUUGAGCGCAUGGCCACGGAUGUUAAGGGCGCCGAGAAGGAGCUCGUUGUAGCCGCCGGGUACCAGAAGAAGACGACCAAGCGGAAGAUCAUCCUCCUCCUGAUCCUUAUUAUAGCGGGUAUGAUCAUUCUGCUCGUCAUCAAGCCGAAGAAGCAUGGGGGUGAUGAGUAGGGUGGGGUGGGCUACAGGUGAUGUAAAGCGCGUUCAGACAACGCAAAAUGCCUCCCAGAAAGACGAGAGGUGUAAAUUAGAUGUAUGAAUUCUUUCUUGUGUUUAGAGUAAUGUUGAGCGAAUUUAAUGACCCCUCAUCGACUCGCAAUGAUUCGGGCGUCAUCACGUGUAUUGUCUACGGCAUGUGUGGUAUUACAGGUGAUGUUACACUUCUUGUGGCCAUACUCGCCGUGCUCUUUCCGGGGUAUACGUCCUCCAUCAGGUCCCGCAAUUUGGCAGUACUGGGCAGCAAAUCACGCCCGGCUGCUCUGUUGACCAGUUCGCUCAUGUUUUUCAGCGGCGGCAGUUCAGCCUUCCUGCGAGAUGCUCCCUUGUGCUGGGGCAGAUAGGCUCGAGCCAGACAUCUCACAACCUGAUCUUGAACGACAGCUGCCCGAAAUGGAAUACCUCUUCCAUUGAGAAUAGCCAGAAACCGUACACCCCGUGCGACUGAAUAUUCAGACGCGGCUGCCAUGCUGCUGGGAAGAGGACCCCAACUGCUGCAGGAUUUAGAGAAGCCUGCCUUAAACCCCCAUCGAACGAUCGCGGCGUGCAAAGCGGCAUUGUUGAAGAUCCGGCGCACCGGGUGAUGUUCGUGGGCGAUGGGCAGGUCAGCUGGCACGAGAACAUCAUUGGUCGAGCCAUCCACACCCAACGGCGGCGCAUCCAGGUAAUGAACCGGCAAUAAACCGCCCUCUGAAAUACAGAGCUUCUCGUAGGUGUCGAUGAUGCCGAUACAAAGUUCUUCCAACUCGCCGAUGCGGCCAAACUUCCCGAGGCCGAAGAUGAUCUUUUGCCAAUAAUGUGAGUGAACUGGCUUUUUGAGCAGCGUCAGACGCGUAAGAUAAGCUAUGGCCGUGUUCAGAGCCUCUUGGUUGACGGCUGUGGUCUUUGGGUUCCAUGGCAGAAUGUCAAGGAUACUCCAGCAAAUGUGUUGAACCGUCGACAUGGACACAUCAAUGUUCAUGGUCCGCAUGUCGUCCAGCAAGGCCAAAGCCUGUCUGCUCUGACCAUACUUGACACUUUCCUGCAGUAAAAGAUUCGACGUCAAGUCGACCGACUCUUCGACUAUGGCGGGUUGGAUUGCGACCAGCAGCCGAUGCGUCUUCCAGGCCCCUUCUUUUAAGGCUUUGUCACGGAUGCUAGCCAGCAUUUGGGGGUCGUCAAAGACGUCAGGGUGGAUGUCUGUAUGCAGCAAUUCAAGCAGCAGCUCGUUGUCCUCGUUCUCGGCAAACCGUUUUAGAACCUGCGAGUAUGCGGAAUGGCCAAUAUCAAUGUUGAUUUUGCGCAACUGCUCAAUUCGAGCCACGACUCGGUGUGCGAUAGGUUCGCGCAAUGCAAUCGACUGCAAUGACAGAGGACCGAUUUGGCGCACGCCCAGCGCAUGAACAGCAUGGAUUGCAAAAUCGAGCGGUACCCAAGAACUUGCGAACCAACGUGCACCCAGCGUAUCACUGUGUCGUCUUCCUGGGGAGUCGCCAUCAUCGCCGUGCGUGUGCUGCUUCAUAGCAUCCCAAAGAGAGUCGUAGUGAACAUCCCAAUACGCCGGUGAGUUCAAACCCACAAUCAUCUGCUCCUCAAGUUCGAGAGUGAUGGUCGGAUAGUAUCGAGCGAGGUACUUCAAGUACGGCUGGGACUCGGCUGUUGGUUGAGGCAGGUCGUUGUGGCUUAUGAACAGAUCGCGCCAUCCGUUGCAGUGUUGAGAAAGGCCAUUGCGAUAUAGAAGGGGGAUAAGCUCAUCGUACGAGCUGUGGUGAAGAGACGCGACGUAGAGCGCUUGCAGCGUCUGCUGCAUUUCGACCCUGGGAACAAUGGCAAACUCCUGUAGCAAGGCGCCGAAUCUUUCUGGCCCAGGGUCAAAGUUCGGCAUUAGCCGCAGAUGCCACUGUAUUGCUCUGAGGUACUGGCCAUUGCGCAGACAGUAAGAUAUCGUCUUCGAGUAGAGUGAAGGCCACUGCGCAGAGUGAGCACGAAGUAACCAUUCUGAAAACAGCACAACAUCCUUCAAACUGUCCUCGUCGUGGAGAACAGCUUCUAGGAUGGCACUCCAAAACAACUCGGCUUCUUCGCUCGUCACAUCGCGGAGUGACCUGAGCUUCUCCACAGCCUCCCAAAUGAGCAACACGCCGUCCCGUCCAUGUUCUCUCUUCGCGGCAACGAGCUGACUGAGCCAGAGCGACGCAUUAUUCUCGUUUUCAGGUAUGUCCACCAAUCCGAGGUCGGACUCACACAGCGUCCAUACAUUUGUGGAUGAGUCGGUUCGAGUGUCGAGACUUGGUUCCCGCCACUUUUUCAAAAUUUGCACUUUUGGGAGCUGACCAGAUGGGGGCCGUUUAUUCGGGAUUUCGUUCUGUGGGAGUCUCGACGCGUUGUCUGCUCUGAAUAUCGUCUUGCUCGGAACCGUAGGGCCGGCUACAGGAUGUAGAAAAGGCGACCUCGAUCGCGGGCGACUGCCUAUGAGGGAUUCGGUGCUGGAGUAUCGGGCUCCCACGCAAAAUCUAUUGAAUCUUCUGCGAGGAGUCCUCGGUAGAGCCGGGGCCGUUCGUCGAAUAGGAUCGAGUCCUUGAUGUGAUUGCCACCGUCCAAGGUGUGCUCUAUUCAAGUGACAGAGGCAUUGCGAGGCCAGUUGCAUUGCCUCGCGUAAAAAACCACCAAGGCAGAUUUUUGUUGAGGCGAGGCUUCAAGCAUAGCAGCCGGCACGUCUAACGAAACAUAAAGUCGAGUGCAGGCUGCAUAGCGAGGUCGAGGCUGCAAGUGGAAGCUGUGUGAUGAAAAG